AUGCCUUCCGAGAUCUCUGACACACUCACUAAUCGUGCAGCACUCGCAGUGCGCCAGCACGCUUCGAAGCGUGACCAGGAUCUUCUCCUGGCUGUCCUCCGAUGUGCCCCCAAUGAGGAAGGUAGAGUGAAUGUGGCUAGCAAAAUCAUCCAUUGCGGGGAUGCGUACAAGGAGGCCAGGAGACUGGACAGCUGCCAUUUCGCCCAGCUGGCCGACUUUUUCUGGCGCAAUAUCAUUGUCCCUGUGCGCGUCUCGGGAGGCAGGACACCCCAGCCUCGAAGCAGGAUGUCUCACAGCGGCAUCGCCUCCGCGGACGCUUCACACUCACCCGGGAUGGAGGCAGUCAAUGCUCUGCAAGGGGUUAUAAAGGCCACACUCGAACGAGAUCGCUACAGAUGCGUCGUUACAGGGAAAGUCGACCCAGAGACUGUCGCAAAUGGACCAGGAUCGCUCACCGGGACAGGGUAUGAAGUUACACGCGUAGCGCACAUCAUCCCCUUCUCCCUCCGCAACAGCGUUGGCUACUCUUCGGGCUGCGACUCCGCGUCCGCCGCCCACAUCCCCUCCAUCUGGUGCGCGCUGGAGUGCUUUGGGGGCAUCAGCCUUGCCAAGCUCAUGCACAACGGGAUCAACUCACUCGACAACGUCAUAACUCUUUCUGCGACCCUCCACCGAUAUUUCACGGAGCUCCAGGUCGCGCUGGAACCCGUUCCGGACGCAGCCAACACGUACAAGGUCCUCACCUGGGGGAAGGUCGCCCCGCGUCUCGGUCUGCCCAAGACCGUGAAGCUCUUCACCUCGACGGACGCCCCGCUUCCGAACCCGAUGUAUCUGGCGCUACAUGCUGCGAUUUGCCAGCUGGUUUGGGCGUCGGCGCGCGCGGAAGAACUCACGGACGUACUAACGGACCUCGAAGAUAUAACGCUCCUUGCUGAGGAUGGAAGCUCUGCCAACUUAAUCAACAUCGCAAUCUACAGAUCGCUUACGGUAGCAGACGCAUGA
This is a messenger RNA of Dichomitus squalens LYAD-421 SS1, 1002 nucleotides long. RefSeq lists its product as uncharacterized. The transcript is spliced from 5 exons. Lineage: Eukaryota; Fungi; Basidiomycota; Agaricomycetes; Polyporales; Polyporaceae. The record is from RefSeq and is a predicted model, not a curated record. Bases 1 to 1002 code for a protein of 333 amino acids.